Molecule: messenger RNA, 1035 nt
Organism: Penicillium angulare
Lineage: Eukaryota; Fungi; Ascomycota; Eurotiomycetes; Eurotiales; Aspergillaceae
Exons: 5
Coding region: 1-1035 (344 amino acids)
Source: RefSeq, a predicted model, not a curated record
AUGGCUGGUGAAUCUGCUGUUAUAGAUGAUCAAAGCCAGGGCCCGACUAUUCUCGCAGUAUGCUGGCUCCUGGUUGCUCUCCCCGGCUUGAUGGUCGCCUUGCGACUUUGGUGCAAGCUUAUCCUUAGUCGACGCGGUUUCGGUUUCGAUGAUGGCCUCAUUGUUGUGUCAUGGAUCAUUCUCCUCUGUUACACUGCUCUCAUCACCAAAGCGGUCCAAAUGGGUGUAGUUGGUAGACACGUUUUCGCCAUUGAAGAUCAAGAAAAAGUCGCACCGGCACUCAAACUCGUGUAUAUAAGCUAUGUUAUUAUCAUCCUCGGCUGUGUAUGGAGUAAAACCUCUUUUGCCUUUACCCUUAUGCGUAUUGUGACUCGCACCUGGAUGAAGGCUUUGUUAUGGUUUAUCAUCGUCACUAUGAACGCCAUCAUGUGGCUUACUGCCAUCUGCUACCUGGCUCAGUGUAACCCAGCUGCAGCCCUAUGGAAUGUCAAGCUCAUGGCUACUGCCAAGUGCUGGCCGAGCAAUGUAUUCGAGACGAUCGCUCUUACGGCUGGUGCAUACUCGGGAUGCAUGGAUUUCGUCCUUGCUCUUCUUCCAUGGAUGGUUCUUUGGGGCCUUGAAAUGAAGAAGCGUGAGAAGAUCGGUAUUGCUCUUGCCAUGAGCAUGGGAGUCUUUGCCGCCGUUACUGCGUUUAUCAAGACUUCAAAGCUUGUCAACGUUUCUCAGGUUCAAGAUUUUACUUGGUUCUGCUCCAGUAUCACCUGUUGGGCAGCCGCCGAAACUGGUCUUACGAUCUUCGCCGCCUCAAUUCCUUCUCUCCGAAUCCUCUUCGUUCGUAUCCGUUCCAGCUACGAUCAUACCGGUGAGAACCACACCUCGGGUACCUACGGUGGAGAUACAAUUGUACUGCAGGGACCCGGAGAUGACAGCAGUGUUAAAAGUAUGCUGAGCGAGACUGGAAUCAAGGCGACUCAGCAGGUGGCGGUUGAGCGGGAUGUUGGGUCUGAGGAGAGAGGCGUGAGCCCGAGUCAUUGA